Styela clava is the source of this 2065-nucleotide messenger RNA. RefSeq names its product dihydropteridine reductase-like. Gene Ontology annotation, cellular component: cytoplasm. Gene Ontology annotation, molecular function: 6,7-dihydropteridine reductase activity; NADPH binding; NADH binding. Gene Ontology annotation, biological process: L-phenylalanine catabolic process; tetrahydrobiopterin biosynthetic process. The record is from RefSeq and is a predicted model, not a curated record. Lineage: Eukaryota; Metazoa; Chordata; Ascidiacea; Stolidobranchia; Styelidae.
CCACGUGUGCGCUUAGCUCCACAAUUCAUUCACAAGUUUCACAACAACCGUUGUUUGUGUUCUAGUUGAGUUGCAAAGUUUGGCCUUACUGUAAAAAGAAAAUAUGUGCAGCAGAGUUCUUGUUUAUGGAGGAAAGGGAGCGCUUGGAAGCAAGUGUGUCGAGCUGCUCAAGAAAAACAACGUGUGGGUUGCAUCUAUUGAUCUGGUUGCCAACGAUGCCGCUGAUUCCAACGUUCUUAUCACCAAUUUAACGUCUUGGACUGACCAACAAGAUGAGGUUGUUACAAAAGUUGAAUCCGCACUAAAUGGUAAUAAUGUUGAUGCCAUACUUUGCGUCGCAGGUGGAUGGGCUGGUGGUAAUGCCAAGUCUAAAAAUUUAGUCAAAAACGCAGACCUGAUGUGGAAGCAAAGUGUGUGGAGCUCGACAAUAGCAGCUCAUCUGGCAACAAAAUUUUUAAACUCUGGCGGGAUUCUCACUUUUCCGGGGGCAUUUGCGGGCACAGAGGGAACUCCUGGCAUGAUUGGAUAUGGAAUGGCAAAAGCUGCUGUUCAUCAGCUAUGCAAAAGUGUUGCUUCGCCAUCAAGCGGAAUUCCAGAAAAUACUACAGUAGUCAGCGUUUUACCUAUAACACUUGAUACUCCGAUGAACAGAAAAGGGAUGCCAGAUGCAGAUUUCUCAUCUUGGACUUCACUGGAUUUUGUUGCCGAACUUCUGCUAAAGUGGGCAAAAGGAUCCGACAGACCUGAAAAUGGGAGUUUAUUGAAACUGGUUACUGAGAAAGGAAAUACCAAAGUUGUACCAGUUUAACUGUUAACCGAUUUAAAAAUAAUAAAUGUUUUUGUUUGCUUGCUUGUUUUAUCUUUUAAUUGGUUAAGGGAUUAUACUCUUUCGUUGUACUGGUGAUUAUGCUGUUCUAGUCUUGUGGUUCCCAACCAAUUAUUUUUCGAUAAAUUUCUCCCUUGGCCUAUUUUGAAACUAUUGAUGUUCUCUUCACUAUGCAUAAGAAACUCUGGUCACAUUAUUUGUUCAAUCUUCAAUACAUUCUCAGCUAGUGUUAGACACAAGUGUGUCGUGUAUUACAAUAAUGCUGAAACCAAACAAUAUUAGGGAAAUUAAACAAAUACAAAGCAAUAUUUUUCUUGGUUUGGAAAUGCAGUUCUAGUGGAAACAUUUGCAAUAUAACUAAGUAGUGCCUUUUUAAUUGAAAUUUGUUUAAUAAGUUGUAUUUCGAGCAUUGUUUAUCAUGAUUUUGUAAUUGUAUUUGGUUGGGGAAUAGUGGUGUAAUCAUAGCGGGAGUUGAGUCUUUUUUCAUCUACACCCAAUUUUUUUAAACCCCAUACGUUUGUAUUUUGGAAAGCAUCAAAAUUGUGCUUAUUACUAAUUAAUAGAAACUAGCUCGUUUACUGAGUCUGAAGUUUUCCUUUAAACCAGGAAGGAAUGCAUUUUUGAAUGUGUCAGCAUCAUUCACAACUAUGGUACUUGCAUUCCUAUACCUGAUCUAUUCUGUGCUGUGAAAAUGCAUCCUGUGAUUUAUAUUAUUUGUUGCUGUUUGCAUUCAUAAUUUGUGUCUUUUGUGAACUUUCGACAUGUCAUUACUAUAUUACAAUAAUAAUAAUUGGGCAACAAAACUGGCAUGCAUGGUUUUAAACCUGCCCUGUUCAAUGUUAAUGUAUCAGAGUCUGAACAAUCAGUUUGCUCAAUGACCAUUCUGCGUAUUAAUACUCUAUAUGUCAGAACCCAUACAAACUAAUUUACUAUGCGAAAAUGGUUUGGCGAUUUGAAAUUCAGCCGCAAUAUUUCUUGAUUGCUACUUCUAGAGUUCCUAUAAUUGGCAUGUAGUUUUAUUUAGUGUAUGAUCCUAAAAUGAAGGUAACAUUUUAACCUUAACCUAAAAGUUCAUCUUUAGAGCGUUAUGCAAAUCUUGUGCAUGCAAAUCAUAUUGAAAUUAAUUUGGAUAAUUGUUUAUUUUUUGUUUGCUGUGUUGUUGCCAUUGUGAGUUUACAAAUGCAAUCAUGACUAUUCAAUACAAUUGUUGUUUAUUGGUGUUUUUGAUGCAAUAAAUAG